AGAGUUUACAAAGGUCUAGGAUGACAUCUGGUGUAUUGACUGUGGCCAGUCUUAAAGCUAGUUUUUGCUAUGUGGAACAUGCUGCUCUAAUUCAGAUUUAAAGAGUUUCUUCCUGUUAAUUCGAAGCUCACUGUGCCUCUUGUUUCCGAGGGAAGAAGGACUGAUUAAGUCAUCUAAAUGGAUGCAAUACUGAAUUACAGGUCAGAAGAUACUGAAGAUUACUACACAUUACUGGGAUGUGAUGAACUAUCUUCGGUUGAACAAAUCCUGGCAGAAUUUAAAGUCAGAGCUCUGGAAUGUCACCCAGACAAGCAUCCUGAAAACCCCAAAGCUGUGGAGACUUUUCAGAAACUGCAGAAGGCAAAGGAGAUUCUGACCAAUGAAGAGAGUCGAGCCCGCUAUGACCACUGGCGAAGGAGCCAGAUGUCGAUGCCAUUCCAGCAGUGGGAAGCUUUGAAUGACUCAGUGAAGACGUCAAUGCACUGGGUUGUCAGAGGUAAAAAAGACCUGAUGCUGGAAGAAUCUGACAAGACUCAUACCACCAAGAUGGAAAAUGAGGAAUGUAAUGAGCAAAGAGAAAGAAAGAAAGAGGAGCUGGCUUCAACCGCAGAGAAAACGGAGCAGAAAGAACCCAAGCCCCUAGAGAAGUCAGUCUCCCCGCAAAAUUCAGAUUCUUCAGGUUUUGCAGAUGUGAAUGGUUGGCACCUUCGUUUCCGCUGGUCCAAGGAUGCUCCCUCAGAACUCCUGAGGAAGUUCAGAAACUAUGAAAUAUGAAAUAUCUCUGCUUCAAAAAAUGAGGAAGAGCAAGACUGUCCCCUAUGCUGCCAACAUGCAGUCUUUGUUUAUGUCUUAAAAAUGUCAUGUUUAUGUCAUGUCUGUGAAUUGCUGAGUACUAAUUGAUUCCUCCAUCCUUGAAUCAGUUCUCAUAAUGCUUUUUAAAUAAGAAAAAUUCAGAAGAUGAAUUUCUUCCAAUAUUUGAAUAAAUUAAAGCUCUUAGAUACAGAGUAGAUUGUAUUAUAUGCUUUUUCCUAUUAAUACUACUUAUAGAAAUCCAUUAAAAAGCAAUCUCUGUACAGUGUAUUUAAAUAUUUCAUUGACAUACUGUGAUCUCUAUUAGUGAUGGAUGUACAAAAAAUGUUUUCUUACCCUUGACUUACAAUGAAAUGUGAAAUUACUUGUCUGAACCCCGUGGGGAGAAAUAAAUAAUUUUCCCAAAGUUCA
Homo sapiens (human) is the source of this 1221-nucleotide messenger RNA. It is a transcript of the gene DNAJC12, whose product is annotated as DnaJ heat shock protein family (Hsp40) member C12. The record is from RefSeq and is marked reviewed. NCBI's taxonomy places the organism in Eukaryota, Metazoa, Chordata, Mammalia, Primates, Hominidae. The coding region runs from base 178 to 774 and encodes 198 amino acids. The transcript has 5 exons. Gene Ontology annotation, cellular component: cytoplasm.